This is a messenger RNA of Penaeus monodon (black tiger shrimp), 1019 nucleotides long. Its product is annotated as translocator protein-like. Lineage: Eukaryota; Metazoa; Arthropoda; Malacostraca; Decapoda; Penaeidae. Gene Ontology annotation, cellular component: mitochondrial outer membrane. The record is from RefSeq and is a predicted model, not a curated record. The transcript has 4 exons. The coding region runs from base 161 to 697 and encodes 178 amino acids.
CUGCUGCGUGCGGUUAUAUAAAUUCCUCAAAUAUACGUAACACUUUGAAUAACAUAACCACGUGCGUGUUGAGUGGCUGAUUAAUGUGCCAAGAGUAUUGUUAAAGUUUUAUUUUUAUUUUUCUUUAUUUGUCUGCUAUAGUCCUCACCGUUGAUAGGGAAUGCUUUCCUUUGUAUCACCAGCCUUUGUGGCUGCAAUAGCAGCCCCAUACCCUGGUGCAGCCAUUGGGGGUUACAUUACUAGUAGGAAUAUGAAGAACUGGUAUAUGACAAAACUACGUAAACCCUGGUGGCGUCCUCCAAAUUACGUGUUUGGCCCUGUAUGGACUGUCCUGUAUAGCAGCAUGGGCUAUGCUUCAUAUCUAGUUUAUCGUGAUGGAGGGGGUUGGAAAGGGGCAGCACGCCUACCCCUUUUACUCUAUGGAUCCCAGCUUGCUCUCAAUUGGGCAUGGACACCCUUGUUCUUUGGGAAAAAGUGGUUGGGUUGGGCUUGUAUUGAGCUGGUGGCUCUUAACAUCAACAUUGCUGCAUGUAUCUGGACAUUUGGAGAUAUCAACAUCACAGCAUCUUAUCUCAUGCUUCCUUAUCUUGCCUGGGGCGUAUUUGCCACAGGUUUAAAUUAUUGGAUUUAUGAUAAUAACAAGGAUGGGAAGCACCUGCAGGUCAGAAGUCAGAAAAAGGAAGUGUCAUCCCAGUAGAAUGCAGUAUCUGUAUUUACAAGACACUUGCGCUAGGCAGUAGUAGUAUCAGAAAUAAAUGUACCAUGUUAAUACAUUUUGUAUUUUUUGUGUAAAUAUGUUUAGGGACAAAGUAAAUAAUGUGUACAUAUUCUUUUUAUUCCAGUCCUGUUUAUGCUAUAGGAUGUAUGUUUGUUAUAGAAUGUAUAUUUCAUAUUGUUGUGAGAGUAAUGUCUGAAGGACGGUUUGCAUUCAAAUGAAUCUUCCUUUUUUUUAAGGAUUCAUUAGAAGGUAAUAUAUAUCACUUAUAAAUAUGUUUAUUUAAAUACAAUGAAAAAACUCA